AUAGUGACUCUUCAGUACUUAUAAUAGUAAAAGUGCAAAUAAUCAAGAGAAAUAAACAACAAUAUAAUAAUAACAAAUAUAUUUAUAAAAGGAGAUGCUUUUUUGGGCGAUUCGUUAAAAUAAUAAUCAUGAAUAUAAAUAAUAAUCAUCAUCAGAUUCCAUUAUUUUAUUAAGUUGAAAAUUAAGCUCUUAAACAAAAAUAUCAUAAUUAAGAGAGCACACAUAUAAAUACAUAAUAUAAAUAUAAAUAAUAUAAGGUCUCCUCCUAGCUAGCCAGACCAAGCUUCAAUUUUUAUUAUAAUUAUGGCUUAUAAGGUGUAUCCUAGAGUUCCUUCUCUCUCUCCCUACUUGACUCCAGAAAGAGAAAAAUUCACCAUAUGGAUGAAAUCACUCGUCUUCCAAACCAAUGGUUGCACAGUUUAUAACUCCAAUGGACAAAUUGUUUUCAGAGUUGAUAAUUAUGAGAAGAAAUGCAGUAGUGAAGUGUAUCUAAUGGAUCUUAAAGGCAAAGUUCUCUUUACCAUUAGAAAAAAGAAACUACAAGCUUUUGGUGGUUGGGUUGGCUAUAGAUGCUGUAGUAAUAAUAAUAUUAAUGAUGAUGGUCAGUUAGAGUCAUCAGAUAUGAUCAAUAUUAGUACUGAAGAAAAACCAUGGUUUAGAGUUACAAGACAAUAUUGUAAAAUGCUUAUGGGAGAUUUGGCUUGUCAUAUAAAUGUUGGUUGUGAUGAUAAGUAUAGAAUAGUGAGAAUAGCAGGAAAAGCAGUUGGCUUCAGAAUAGUCAACCUUGAUGGAAAGAUUGUUGCAGAGGCUAAACAAAAGCAGUCAUCUUCUGGGGUUGUGUUAGGAGAUGAUGUAUUGUCUCUGGAAGUUGCACCUUGUGAAGAUCAUUCUCUUAUAAUGGCUCUUGUCAUGGUCUAUGGAUUAAUCCGUAGAAAAAUGUAGAUAUAUAUAUAUAUAUAUAUAUAAUUGAUUUAAUACAGUAUGAGUUUUCUAACCCCUGUUCAAGUUUCGGUUGUACAUAUAUAUAUAU
Cannabis sativa is the source of this 1030-nucleotide messenger RNA. Its product is annotated as protein LURP-one-related 4. NCBI's taxonomy places the organism in Eukaryota, Viridiplantae, Streptophyta, Magnoliopsida, Rosales, Cannabaceae. The record is from RefSeq and is a predicted model, not a curated record. The transcript has 3 exons. Bases 304 to 942 code for a protein of 212 amino acids.